Molecule: messenger RNA, 1450 nt
Organism: Mastomys coucha (southern multimammate mouse)
Lineage: Eukaryota; Metazoa; Chordata; Mammalia; Rodentia; Muridae
Exons: 4
Coding region: 980-1450 (156 amino acids)
Source: RefSeq, a predicted model, not a curated record
UGCUCUCCUCCUCCGGGUAUCUAUGUAAAUUCCACUGCCAGCAGUCUGGUGUCCCAGGUCUGGCGCUUCCUUGGCUGUGGACACGAAGAGGUUACUCCAGCCCUGGAGCCUGCUGGGCUGAGUUAGCAUUUCCCCUUCACAUCCAGGAGCUCUUCAAGUAAUGGCCCCCUUUGCAUCAGGGAAAGGGGAUAGCAGAGCAGGCUAGGGACACCGCUGCAGUAGGUCGCAGCAGGGUUUCUGCCAGCAUGUGUCAUCGCGUGGAUCCCCACUGUCAGGCCAGGCGGCCGGGAACUGGAAGGCAAAGGCAUCCGGAGGAGUGAAGGAUGAGCCAGCGACGCCGGUGCCCCCUCAGCUGCAGAGCGUCUGUCCGCUGGAACUGCUGCUGCUGCUGCUGCUGUUGCUGCGCACGCCUCUCGCUGUCUCCCCAGGCUGCAGCGGCCCCUGGGACCCAGAAACCGGACUGGAGCUGCAGAGAUCCAGCCAAGGACCCAGGAGCCUCGGACUGCCGACUGUGAGGCAGCUCCCCAGGGAGCCUGGGCAGCGCUUUGCUAGCUGCCGGUGCGGAGCUGGAACCCUCUCAGGACAGUGUGGCUGAGAGGCAAUCAUCUCUUCCCCAGUCACCGGAGCGACCCAUCCGCAUCCAGGCUUCUUUCUAGGGCAGAGGAAGUAACUCCUAUUGGGGCAGCUUAGGUUGAGCUCUACAGCUAAGGCUUGGACACCACCCCCCUCGUUUGUAGAGCCUUCGGAGUCAUUUCUCACCUGCCAGGUUUGAGAAAAAAAAACCCAAAAACCAAAAACCAAAAAAACAAAACUGCAAGAACAGAGCAGAGUGCAGAGCCUUGUAAACUUUGGAGGCGGGGAUUUUUUUCCUGAAGGGGACAAGUGGUCCCAAAUCUACCACUGUUCUCGAGCUAGUGGCAAAGCCUGUUGGUGGGACACCAGCCACAAGGCCACCAACAAGGACCUACGACCGACCGCCAUGGAGCCCAUGUUGACAGCAUCCAGCUCCCCCACAGGCCGGGUUACCUUCUCCCGUGUCUUCGGCCAACAGUGCCAGCUGAUGGAAGCAGCUGUGCAGUCAUUGCACACCCUAAAUGACCAGAUUUCCCAUUUCAUUGUCACCAAGUCGAAGGCACUGGAGGAAGAUGAUGACCCCUUUCUACCCUCGGAGAAAGAGACACUGAAGAACUCGAUGAUAUUGAUGAGACAUCUCUUAAUGGAUGCCCAGCCAUCACGGGGUGAACAGUCUCCUCCACCUCUCAUUCCUCGCCAUGAUGUUCGGAGUCACCACAGGCCCAAAAGCUACAGACCCAAACAACCACGGACCAAAAACAACAGUCAAAAUAAAGUUUUCCUCCUUCUAAGGGGUCAACCUAUUUCUCCUAAACGGAGCAGAGCCUCCCACCCGCUUCCUUGGCACUCCCUUGCGUCUGGAGGAAAAUGUAGCUGA